UCUUCAGUCAGUCAGUCAGUUCAGUUCAAAGCUUCUGCUAGGUUGUCGUCUGGUCUGUGCCUGCUUUUGCUUAGCGUUUGUUUAUGUUUUUCUCAGUGGUAAACCGUUUUCUGUUUGAAAAACUUGUGUUGUGGAACGUGGAAGCUCCUUAGUUAGAUUUUUAAAAAGUUCAAAAUUUCGGUUGCUAGGUUAUCCGCGCCAACAACAGAAUGUCAGUUUGACAUUUUACUUCUCAUUUUUGUUUAAGUUUAUGAAUUUCUUAAAACUUUGUGCAAAGUAAUUGUGUUAAACUUAUUGUGGUUAAAAAGGGUUUGCAAAAUUGGAAAAUUUCGUUCAGCCCGUAAAUUAACAUUGGCCCUAGUGUUACUUGUGUUAAUGUGAGUGCUAUGCCUACAAGGCUGUUUUCUUGGUGAAGUUGGAUUUGAAGGCAUAACCCUGUUUUGUGUGCAGAAGCAGCGGGAUUCUUCCGAACCAGUUGAUGGGCGGGAUGGGAUGAGCGCAGCGCAGGUGGCCGGCAGUGCAGGGGACACUGUCCGGGAACGAGCAAUGCAGGCUGUAGAGUAUUACAACAGCAAUGUGCUUAGAGCUAGGGUGGGGGCUGGACUGGUGUCUGCGUCUAGGUCUUCAUACAAUGACCGCCACCAUCACCAACACUCGCCUGCAGUACGUCCCAGGACUGUGCAGGACGCAUUGUACAGGAGCAACUCUAGUCUGGAGCUGAUGCAUGAUCACACGCACUUCCACCAUGACUCCAGGGGCGGAAGUAUGGUGUCGCCAGUGCUACGUAGGGAGUACGGCAGUCACGGCAGCAUUGACGUCAUCGCAGAUAAGCAGACGACGGGAGAGUCGUUCUUUGCGAUGCUACAAGACUACAGGCCAGCAGUGCUGGGACUGGGUACAGACCAGCGCAGUCCGGGGCCUACGGAGUACCUGCGGGGCAAGGUGGAUGCGGCCCCCACCACUGACAAUGCUGCCAACACUCUGGCAGAUGACACAAACAGUCCUGCCAACACCAGCCCCAAACUGAGGCUUAAGUUCCACCGCUUUUGGUCAGGUAAUGUUUCAAACAAUGGCAAACCAGCGAGAGCAGCGACGUUGGACGACAGCGUGACGAGCGUGUGUAUGUCACAAGAGUGUGAGGAGCGACAACGGAGGCGAGCGUUUGCUCACUACGACGUGCAGAGUCUGAACGCACGGCUACGUGGGCUGCUGCUGCUGUCUCGACGGCGCAACACGACCACUGGCGCCUCAGCUGCUAGUAUGGGCGUGCGCGCCAGCACGCCAGACAGUGACGAGGACGGCGGCGACGGUCGCAGUAACCAGCUUCUGGAGAGUUGCCCAUUUUUUCGCAACGAGGUCGGAGGCGAGGAGGAGCGCGUGGUGUCCCUUACCAGGCUCAGUGCCCCGUCGCCCCGCCGAGCCCCUCCACCUCACCGACCCCCUCUGGCCUGUGGUGUGUCAGUGCUGGAGUAUCCUCCCGGGGAGUCACACUGGACCCACAACUGCUGUCCGUACCAGCGGAAUCUCCGCCUCAUUGAGUGUGUUGACCACGGCGCACUGUACUACCGCAACUACUUCUACCAGCAAGAGCAUCAAAACUGGUUCGGGAUGGAUGAGAACCUGGGACCUGUUGCUAUUAGCAUCAAACGGGAAAAGUUAGAAAGGCAAUCCCAGCAGCAGCAGCAACAACAACAACAGUCAACAGACAACAACAACACACCUCCACUACUGUGCUAUAGAAUAGUCAUACGCACAAGUGAGCUGCUCACAUUAAGAGGCUCAGUGCUGGAGGAUGCCAUCCCCAGCCUCAAGUCGUCAAGUAGCAGCAAAACCAUGAAUACCAAAGAAGUUCUCGAAUAUGUCGCCCCUGAAGUACAACUGUCAUGUUUGAGGUUAGGGACUAGCACACCUCAAACAGAGGAACAGCUGUUGAAGUUGGAUGAGCAAGGACUCAGUAGUCAUUACAAGGUGGGUAUCAUGUACUGCCGAGCGGGUCAGUCUACCGAGGAAGAAAUGUACAACAACCAAGACGCUGGUCCUGCGUUCAUAGAGUUUCUAGAAACUAUCGGACAGAAAGUCAGACUAAAAGGUUUUGACAAGUACAAGGCCGGACUUGACAAUAAGACUGAUUCGACAGGUCUGUACUCGGUUUACUCUCAGUAUCAAGACUGUGAGGUUAUGUUUCAUGUUUCCACAUUGUUGCCAUUCACACCCAACAACAGACAACAGCUGCUGAGAAAAAGGCACAUUGGUAACGAUAUAGUGACAAUAGUCUUCCAGGAGCCCGGAGCUCUCCCAUUUACACCAAAGAACAUUAGAUCGCAAUUCCAACAUGUGUUCAUCAUUGUUAGAGCGAUCAACCCUUGCACCGAGAACACACAAUACUGUGUGGCAGUCACUAGAUCAAAGGAAGUGCCUGUUUUCGGACCACCGAUUCAUGAAGGAGCGACUUUUAACAAAUCAAAAGCUUUUGCGGAUUUUCUCAUAGCAAAGGUUAUAAACGCAGAAAACGCUGCCCACCGUUCAGAAAAGUUUUCCACAAUGGCCACAAGAACCAGACAGGAAUACUUGAAAGACCUGGUUACCAACUACUCUACCACCACGUGCGUGGAAACUAGUCAAAAAUUCUCAAUGUUGUCAUUUAGCAGUAAGAAGAAGACUGCGUGGAAGCCUAGACUGGUGGCAGAUGCGACACAGCGAGGUGCAAUAUGCUGGCAGGUGGUGUUGGAAGACUCUAGCCUAGCCACACUAGUAGACUGUAUCUUGGCCGUAUCUGCAGACACUCUGUUGUUGGUAGAGGAAGGCAGUCGAGAGAUAGUGUUUGUCACACCUUGCAAGAGUGUACUGGGGUGGACCACCAACACCAACAGUUUACGUGUUUACUACCACCAGGGGGAGUGUAUGACUGUUCAUAUGAGGGAGAAUGGGGAUCGAGAUGAGCUUAUGGAGGUGGUAGUGAGGCUACGCUCAGUGACACAGGGCAGUGUGGCGCAACAACUGACACUCAAGCGCAACCCCCUGGGUCAGCUGGGGUUUCACGUGCAGCCUGACGGUGUGGUGACGCAGGUGGAGAGCAUGGGGCUGGCGUGGCAGGCGGGACUGAGACAAGGGGCUCGACUAGUCGAGAUAUGCAAGGUGGCUGUAUCAACACUGAGCCAUGAUCAAAUGGUUGAUCUGUUGAAGACUUCAAUGCUGGUCACCGUAACGGUGAUUCCACCUCACAGUGACGGCAGUGCUCGGCGUGGCUGUGCCAUGCAGCACUGCGGUUACAACCUAACGUCCGGUUAUGAGGGUGACUAUGAGAACCUAGCUUCUCCAGACUCUGCCCCGGCCACUGGUACUGCAGCUCUACAGACAGCUGUGCCUGCCAACCAUAGGCGCAGAUAUGAGCGAAGUUUCUCACCACCGAGAUCCAGCAACAGCUCAGGCUACGGCACAGGCAGUAGCAGCAAGUCCUUCAGUGGAGGAGACCCAAGGUUCCCGACUAACAUGGAGGUCACUACAAGUAAUGUUACCCAGGGUACCAUGACGUCGUCUUCGAGUGGUCACUCAAGUGAUGACCGAUGGUACGACCUCCUAGAGCCACCAGCUGACCUGCGCGACUCUCCUCCCCCACCCCUACCUGCACGACUCAGCGCGUUCCAACCCGUCAAUGAGUUCAAGGUAGGGGAGAAGGUUACGACUUGUCUGCUGAAGGCAUCAGAGCGAAGUCAUGAACUGAGGCGGCAACUUGAGAGGACGCCUCACGACUAUCACAUGGUCACUAGGAUGCCCAAGGUGGCAGACUACAACAGUUACCAGACGACCAGUGGCAGUGAAAAGUCUGCUAGUCUACCACUAGAGUGCAGCACUGCGUCUGUCCGGACACUCACUGUCAGUGACGGCCACUCCACUGACACAAGCUCUACUAGUGAAAGGCUGUUCGGUAUGCCAAGUGAAGAUGAGUUGUCGGCUAGCAGUUCACCUGGGAUGCGCCGUGGUGGUACAUUGACACCGUCUAGCACUGGCAGUCGCAACCAGAGUCCGCGACCGCGAGACACUGGCGAGGCUAGACUGCGACCGUCGCGCAACCCCAACCGCAACUCUGCCAACCUCACCAACUCCACACUGCAGGAGGACCUGAUUCGCCUGAUCACUCCUGACGCGAGUGACCUCACCCCUACCAAGGAGAAUGGCUCUACGGGCAGCAACAAGCAGAUCAGUGGGUCAGCCCCUGUCCAGGAUAAGGCCCCCGCUGGGGCGCAGGAGGUGAUACUGACAAUGGCUCGCCCCGCUACAGUCAUCAGCAAUACAUCCACUGCUUCCAGCCCUGCACCUGAUCAUCCCACCAAGCUCAGCAAGGAGGAGAGACUCUCCCCCCGAGUAAAGACAGGGGGAAAGAGCAACAGCAGCAGUAUGGGGGAAGGUGGGGGAGGGGGAAGUCUUCCCUUACCUGACACUAGAGGUAUGGACUGGGGCAGUCUAGUGGACACUGCUACACGAGCCAUGCUGCAGGUGCAUGAACACGACAACAACAAUAUACACGACAGUGCAGACGACGUUGCCACACACGCACUAGGUCGCAGGAUGGUGGAGCUACAGAAGCACUUGUCACAGCUUGAAGGUCGUCUGUCCCGUGAGACCCGGCGGAGACUGUCUCUGGAGGAAGAGGUGAGAGGGUUGAAGGAGGAGAACCGGCGUCUACAGGAGGAGAGCCAGAGUGCAGCGCAACAACUACGCCGGUUCACAGAGUGGUUCUUCCAAACUAUAGACCGUCCGUGACACCAUCCGGCAGUGACAACUCUCAUAAACAAUGUCACUGUCACAUACAUGUGAACAUUCUGUGUUUGCGAAGAUAGCAAGAUUAGUUGGAAAUGUCUCAUGAUGUGUUUGUUAGAAGCACAGAGAUGGUAAAUACGUAGAUGUAAUGCUGGAAACUAAUAAAGUUUGCCUCUGGGUAACUUUCAUCUAAACAAGCUUACAAAAUGACACCAAAUGGUCGGAAGUGAGUAGAUUCAAAGAAUUAACUAUACCAUGCUUUUAGCUUCUGUUGAGUGUCAAAUCUAAAUAAUGAACAAUCUGUUAAUGCAAAGAUAAGUGCUUGCAUUAAGAGGCAAAUAUUUGCAAAUGUGAUGCAACUCUGGUAACUAAAUCUGUUUUGACCCUGGGAACAAGAUAUUGGAGGAAAAAAUUGUAAUAUUACUGAACACAUUUAAAGGGUCAUAAAAAUCCAUUAUUAUUCCCACCAUUUUGUUUUUAAGAUUUUUACUUUACAAAAAAGUUAUAUCUCAGUAAAUUAGAUUAGCAGUCACAAUUUGUUCUAAUUACCAAAUACAGUAAUGUGCUUAACAAUACUUAAAUUUGGGUAAUUUUAGAUGCUACUGAUUCCUAAUCAUGUUUAAGCCGUUGAUUACAUUUUAAUACGGUUCCAAUUGGCCUUAAACACUUUUUUUUAUCCCAAACUUUAAAUAAUUGUUACUUGUGUGUAAAAUGUAAGGUAUUUUUUAUAGAUUUUUUCUUUUUGGUUAUCACUUAGACGACGAUAUUUUAAGUAAAACUUCAGUAAAUAUAAAUUCUUAGAAACAAUUUGUAUUUCGAUCUUGCAGUAGGUAAUGUAGGAACGAAGUUACGGAGAAAAAUUGUUUGUAUAUUUUCACCAAGAGAAUCCACUAUACAAAUUCUCAACUUACAUAUCAAUCUAUGUAAAUCCAGCUAAUAUAUCAC
This is a messenger RNA of Macrosteles quadrilineatus (aster leafhopper), 5703 nucleotides long. Its product is annotated as signal-induced proliferation-associated 1-like protein 1. Gene Ontology annotation, cellular component: cytoplasm. Gene Ontology annotation, molecular function: GTPase activator activity; protein binding. Gene Ontology annotation, biological process: regulation of small GTPase mediated signal transduction; activation of GTPase activity. The transcript is spliced from 27 exons. The record is from RefSeq and is a predicted model, not a curated record. The coding region runs from base 493 to 4761 and encodes 1422 amino acids. Lineage: Eukaryota; Metazoa; Arthropoda; Insecta; Hemiptera; Cicadellidae.